AUGCAUUACUUGAAAACUCAGCUUAAAGGUGAGGCUGCUUCGUUACUCACUAACUUACAGAUUACAGGUGACGCGUUCCAGUCCGCUUGGGCAUUGCUGAAUACUCGCUACACAAACCCACGUCGAUUGCUCGAUAUGCUUAUCGAUGAUUUGUCGGACCGUCAACCGCUUACUACGCACUCUGCUGCUGAUCUGAACGCGCUGUUACUCGCUAAUAAAAAGUCGCUGGACGCCAUCACGGCUUUGGGAAUACCAAUUGGUGAGUUAGACCCCUUUUUAAUCCGCUUAACAGUUCGUUGCUUGCCAUCAGAUUUGAGAGUAGAAUGGAUGGCUUCGCUUGGGUUGUCCAAUGAAUUUCCCACAUACAAACAACUACACGAUAUGCUUAAAGCAAAGGUUCGUGCGUGGGAAAAUUCUGAGAUUGGAGCCAAAUUGUCCACUUCAGCUCAGUCAAAACAGGUGACUAAAGGACCGCCAUUACCUAAGGCAUACUCUCGAUCAGCCGCUACUAACAAGACAGGAAGUGCUGCCAGUAAAUCCGCUACCCCUGCCAAAGCAUCGACUUCGAGUGGGGGCGCUAGUUAUGCCGCUUUCACUCCGAAAGAAAAGACGAGUGAGCCGGGCUUGUGCCCAAUCUGCAAACAGGAGCAUUUUGUUCUGUUUUUCCCAAGCUAUCAACAGGCGUCGCCACAGAACCGGAAAAUGAUUGUACAGCACUACCGGCUCUGCUACAACUGCUUGGGACGCCACCGCUUCGCUGACUGCAAAAAUGAGCAGAGAUGUCAACGUUGUGACAAGCCACACCAUACAUCCACUCACACCGAUGAUGGUGCUGCCGCUAAAUCGGUACAGGAACCUGCUGUACCGGCUCAAGGUAAAAAAUAG
This is a messenger RNA of Microplitis mediator, 885 nucleotides long. RefSeq lists its product as uncharacterized. The record is from RefSeq and is a predicted model, not a curated record. The transcript has a single exon. Lineage: Eukaryota; Metazoa; Arthropoda; Insecta; Hymenoptera; Braconidae. Bases 1 to 885 code for a protein of 294 amino acids.